Messenger RNA from Dromiciops gliroides (monito del monte), 1371 nucleotides. RefSeq names its product coiled-coil glutamate rich protein 1 (gene CCER1). The record is from RefSeq and is a predicted model, not a curated record. The coding region runs from base 1 to 1371 and encodes 456 amino acids. The transcript has 2 exons. Lineage: Eukaryota; Metazoa; Chordata; Mammalia; Microbiotheria; Microbiotheriidae.
AUGGCCUUGGCCCUCGACCGACGGGCGGACCCGCUGAACCUAGGCGGCGGCUGGGCCUCCCCGUCCCCUCUCCCUCCCUGGUCCCCGUGCCACCGACGGCGGAGGAGCACCGCCAUGUCCCGCCGGCGCCACCGCUCCGGCCCCAAGCUGGAGUACGAGGAGCUGCGGAAGCAGGCGAAGCAUCAGAAUGAGCCGGGCCCGGCGUGGCCCCACCCGCAGCGGCGUCCCGAGCGUCCCGCCAGCCCCAGCUGCUGGGGCGCAGGCGGCUGCUGGAGCACGGGCCCGUGGCGCUGCCCACCCGUGGAAGUGUGGAAGCCGCCCGGCCGGGUGCAGGUGGUGCGUGUGUACGGACUGAGGCCCCCCUGUGCAUGCUGCUGCUCCUGCUGGAACGGGCCAGACAAGCAGGGCCCGGCGCGGCUCUACCGCAAGAAGAAGAAGAAGCGCUGGGGGCGGAAGGGCCGAGGCGUACGGCGCGGCCACCCCCGCCGCCCGCUGCAGAGCAGCCCGCCCGUGGACCUGAGCGCCCUGCUGCGCCCGGUUAACCUGUACGGCCGGCGGGCGCCCGGCAUGCGCGCCCCGCGCAACACCACGCAGUUCAUCAUGAACCAGGUCUACGAGGACAUGCGCAAGCAAGAGAAGCAGGAGCGCCAGCAGGAGGCCCUGCGUGCCCGCCAGGCCGCGGCCGCGGCUGCAGCGGCGGCGGCAGCAGCAGCAGCGGCGGCGGCGGCCGCAGGCCAAAAGCAGGGAGCAGCGGCCGCAGCCGGCCCCCCCGACGGCAGCGCAGGCGCGCUCCGGGCCGUGCGCAGCGCGGGCGACCAAGACAAGGAGAUGCAGCUGCUGCAGGAGACGUUUUACAGCUUUGUCCAGAAGCAGCUCUACUGCCUCGUGCCCAGCCCCGCCGCCGCCGAGGAGGAAAGAGAAGAGGACGAGGAAGAGGAGGAGUUGAGAGAGGAGGAGGAGGAAGAAGAAGAGGAGGACCACGAGGAGGAAGAGGAUGAGGAAGAAGAGGAGAGGUAUGGAGAGGAAGAGGAUGAAUCGGAGGAGGGGGAUGACGAGGAAGAGUUCAAAGAUGAGAACGAAGAGGAUGAGCUGAAAGAGGAGGAUGACAAUGAAGAGGAGGAGGAGGAGGAGGAUGAAGAGGAGGAGGAGGAGGAGGAGAUGGAGGAAGAAGAGGAAGAAGAGGAUUACCAGGACGAAGAGCAGCAGCAAGAUGAGGACCAACAACCGCUAGAGAGCCCUCUCACCAGCCCAGCAACACCUGAAGAAGAGCCAGGAAACAUUUUGAACUUUGAGUUUUUAACCCGGGAACAGAGAAUUGUCCAAAAGCUUCAAGAAAGAUGUCCAAUGAUUGUGCAGAAAGUUCUGUGUUAG